ACCAAAAAAAACUCCCUAUUAAAACGAGGCGGGCAUAGGGAAGAGGUUAGGGUUUUUAGCUCUGCCGGAAAAUACCAACUGAGUCUCUCAUGGCUAUUCGGGGAUUGCGAAACUUGACUUCUCCUCCAUCUUCUUCACUCUUCAAGGUACGGUCUCUUACUCAAUGGAGUCCCGAAGCUCAAAACUAUACCCAAUACCAAAACCCAAAUCAGGGGAACCCUAAUCGGUUGAAUUAUCCUACUCACAACUUUGCUCAUCAUCAGCGGCAACCACAACAAAAUCCUAAUCAGUGGAACUCCCAUACUCAAAACUAUCCUCAGUACCCAAAUCCUGGUCAGGUGCACCCUAAUGUACAGGAUUAUCGGCAACCAACUCGGUGGAACUAUCAAAAUCAGGGGCAACCUCAAGCAAGAAACCCUGUUCAGUGGGCUCCUCAGGGUCAAAAUCCAAAUGAAGGACGUGGGGCCUUGGAGACUCGAGCAUCUCCAGCUCCAGCUCCAGCCCCAGCCCCUUCAACAGUGGAUUUGAUGCAUUUGUGUCAGGAGGAAAAGGUUAAGGAUGCUAUUGAGUUGAUGGAUAAAGGGGUUAAAGCUGAUGCUGAUUGUUUUUAUGCUUUGUUCGAGUUGUGCAGCAAAGUUGAGGAUGCCAAAAAGGUACAUGAUUACUUUUUGCAAUCAACAUAUAGAGGUGAUCUCAAGUUUAACAAUAAGGUGAUUGAAAUGUAUGGAAAAUGUGCAAGUAUGACUGAUGCUAGGAGAGUUUUUGAUCAUAUGCCGGAUAGGAAUAUGGAUUCAUGGCAUCUGAUGAUAAACGGUUAUGCAAAUAAUAAUCUGGGAGAUGAAGGGUUGCAAUUGUUUGAGCAGAUGAGGAAAUUGGGGUUGAAGCCUACUGAGGAUACGUUCCUUGCAGUUUUGUCUGCAUGUGCCAGUGCAGAUGCAGUGGAGGAAGGAUUUUUACAUUUUGAGUCGAUGAAGAAUGAGUAUGGAAUUAAUCCAGGGAUGCAACAUUAUUUGGGGGUUAUAGAUAUUCUUGGAAAAUCUGGCUAUGUUAAUGAAAUUGAAGAGUACAUUGAGAAACUGCCGUUUGCGCCCACAGUGGAAAUCUGGGAUGCAUUCAGGAAUUAUGCUCGAAUUCAUGGAGAUAUUGAUCUUGAAGACCGUGCUGAGGAGUUGAUGGUUGCUCUUGACCCAUCAAAGUCUGUUGCUAACAAGAUCCCUACACCACUGCCAAAGAAAUAUUCUGCAAUCAGCAUGCUUGAAGGAAAGAAUAGAAUCCCUGAGUUUCGGAAUCCUACCCUUUACAAAGAUGAUGAGAAAUUGAAGGCAAUGAGUAAGGCUGUGAGUUAUGUGCCAGAUACUAGAUAUGUUCUUCAUGACAUUGAUCAAGAAGCCAAGGAGCAAGCCCUGUUAUAUCACAGUGAGCGUUUGGCAAUUGCAUAUGGUCUCAUCAGUACGCCUGCAAGAACACCCUUGAGGAUCAUUAAGAACCUUCGUGUGUGUGGUGAUUGUCACAAUGCCAUCAAGAUCAUGUCCAGGAUUGUUGGGAGGGAAUUGAUUGUUAGGGAUAACAAAAGAUUUCAUCAUUUCAAGGAUGGCAGUUGCUCUUGUGGAGAUUACUGGUGAAGUUAUCAACUCAAAACUCUUCAUAUGUUGCGAUUAUCUCUUCAAGGAGAAGUUUUGAUUUGUAAAGUGCCAAAUCUUCUGAACCAUGUCUGCUUAUGUGGAUGGUUGAACUAACACAUCUAGUUAUCUGAACUUUUUACUGUUUAACUUGUAUGGCCUAGUUGUUUUUAAUGAUCAGUUAAUUAUUUGUUAUGAGA
Molecule: messenger RNA, 1819 nt
Organism: Manihot esculenta (cassava)
Lineage: Eukaryota; Viridiplantae; Streptophyta; Magnoliopsida; Malpighiales; Euphorbiaceae
Product: pentatricopeptide repeat-containing protein At2g15690, mitochondrial
Exons: 1
Coding region: 90-1622 (510 amino acids)
Biological process (GO): RNA modification
Molecular function (GO): protein binding; RNA binding; zinc ion binding
Source: RefSeq, a predicted model, not a curated record